Molecule: messenger RNA, 839 nt
Organism: Ruditapes philippinarum (Manila clam)
Lineage: Eukaryota; Metazoa; Mollusca; Bivalvia; Venerida; Veneridae
Exons: 4
Coding region: 214-762 (182 amino acids)
Source: RefSeq, a predicted model, not a curated record
UGCAGCUGUAACCAUUGACACAAGAUUUAAAGAUGAUUCGAAUGGUGAAAUCUUGUGACCAGUCACAGCGACGUCUGGCGCUUUUCCUUAUUGUUGUCGUGACGUUAGAAGUGACAUUAAUAAGUUCAAUCAUCAAACAUGAGCACACGCUUGCACGCAAAGACUGGAGGUCGAACAAAAACAACAAACUCUCCGAGUUUUUAUUAAAGGAAAAUGGCAACAAAGCAAGGGCCAGGAGCUCGAGGAAAUCACCGGACAACCUCCCAUUUCACGCUCGGAAACGACGAAUGGAAGGUGAUGCCAACGUACACAAGUGAUUAUUCUUUUGUUCAUACAUUCCCAACUAUCAGAACAAAGAAAAGUGUUGAACAACCGUGUGCAGAGGUUAUACCUCCGGCUACCAAUGCUUUAGAGGAAGGGAAGUGGUACUCGUCAACGAUGCGAGACUUUGCGGAAUUUGGCCAGCUUUCACGAAGGAACGCAUAUGAAGCCAGUAAGUCAUCAUGCAAAAGAAACAAAGAUUUACAAACAUCGGAACUUGGACUUCUCCAGGAAGAUUCCAGGUUUCCUGUGACAACCAUGUACCGUGCUCAGAUGCCAAAAUGUACCACAGCUAGGCAGGUACUGUUCAAAACAAACCAAAAACCAUCAUCUGCAAAGACUAACAACUUUGUUACGGAGGCCCAGUAUGCUUUCCAGUGGCCAAUUUCAGAUCGCGUAAAACUACCAAUGCAUGUUCGAAACCCUUCAUCUCUCAUAUGAUCUAAACAGUAUUUUUUCUUUUGUAUUUUUUUUAUAUUAUUUUUAAUAUUUAUUAAUAAACUAAGUGUGUGUAAUAA